Messenger RNA from Carica papaya (papaya), 1329 nucleotides. Its product is annotated as single-stranded DNA-binding protein WHY1, chloroplastic-like. Lineage: Eukaryota; Viridiplantae; Streptophyta; Magnoliopsida; Brassicales; Caricaceae. The record is from RefSeq and is a predicted model, not a curated record. Gene Ontology annotation, biological process: regulation of DNA-templated transcription; defense response. Gene Ontology annotation, molecular function: single-stranded DNA binding.
GUUUCUCGCUGGCGAAAAUUGAAAAAGCACGGAAGAGGGAACGGAGAAAUGCAUACAAUGUUGCAGCAACAACUACAGUUCUUAUCUUCUCCACCGGUAGCGGUCAAAUUCAAAGCCCUAAACCCUAAAUUCUGCCACACCAGCUCUUUUUCCUACACUAACUCCAUUGACACAAGCCAUGGUUUUAGUUCAAAUAUCUCUACCAUCUCUUUCAAAGAGAACGUCACGAAGAAGCUGUUAGUGAAAUGCCGCCACUCAGAUUACUUUGAGCAAAAAAAAUUCAGCGAUUCUUCUUCUUUUUCUUCGCAGUCUCCAGCUGGGGCAACAACCGCUGGAGGAUUACCACCUAGGUUUUUCGUUGGCCACUCGAUAUACAAGGGAAAGGCUGCUCUUACGGUGGAGCCUAGAGCUCCGGAGUUUGUGGCUUUAGAUUCAGGGGCAUUCAAAUUAUCCAAGGAAGGUUUUGUUCUGCUACAGUUUGCCCCUGCAGCAGGAGUUCGACAGUAUGACUGGAGCCGGAAGCAGGUGUUCUCAUUGUCAGUGACAGAAAUCGGAACUCUUGUCAGCCUGGGCACAAGAGAAUCGUGUGAAUUUUUUCAUGACCCUUUCAAAGGAAAAAGUGAGGAAGGUAAGGUCAGGAAGGUGUUGAAAGUAGAGCCACUCCCAGAUGGCUCUGGCCACUUCUUUAAUCUCAGUGUUCAAAACAAGCUUUUAAACAUGGACGAGAAUAUUUAUAUUCCAAUUACCAGAGCAGAGUACACUGUCCUCGUCUCAGCUUUCAAUUUCCUCUUGCCAUACCUUAUAGGUUGGCAUGCAUUUGCUAAUUCCAUAAAACCAGAGGAAUUAAGUCGAGCAAAUAACGGCAAUUCUCGAUAUGGAGGAGACUAUGAAUGGAACAGGUAGGAGCAGUGCCAAGUCUUCUGAAUCUGUGUUAGGGAUGUACCUUAUCUAGUUGACUGUUUGUAUUGUAAUUGCCCUUUAUUUAAAAAAAUGAAAGAAAGAAACUCCAAAUAGUUUCAGCAUUUACAUUUUGUUGCAAGGAUUAGAAAAUUGAAUAGUCUGCAUUGCUCCAUGCCUCAUCUUUAUUUCCAAUGGUGCUAUUUUAAUGGAUAGACAACCAGGCUUUUCUUUACUUUUCUUUUUUUCCUAAAAACAUUGCCCUUGCUAUAGGUCACCAAGGUUUUUUUUUUGUUUUUUUCUUGUUUUCCUUUCUUGUCCACUGCCCUGUUUUACAUAGUAAACUAAAGAUUUUUUCUCUGAUAUUUGAAGCACACCACUUUCUGUAAUAUUCAUGAGAUGAACAAAUUAGGGAGGGAAUUCAUUUGGCAA